Messenger RNA from Symbiodinium sp. CCMP2456, 293 nucleotides. The record is from the annotation of a GenBank genome assembly. Lineage: Eukaryota; Dinophyceae; Suessiales; Symbiodiniaceae.
GAAGAGGAGUCGCCAGCAGCGCCGGCUCUGCGGCGCAACGCCUCAGAGCCGCUUUCUGGCUUCGGCAGGCGCAUGCUCGCGGAUCUGGACGAGUCGAGCGAUUCGGAGCUCAGCACCUCCAGCAACGGGAGCCGAAGGUACCUUUGGCGGUCCGACUGCUCAGGCUCAGGGAGCUCCCGAACGCCGUCAGUUGACUCCACCUCUCGUGGGCUGCAUGAAGCAACUUCGUCGAGCCAGAAGUUCAAGGCACGGCCACCACCUGGCCCUCCCUCGGCCGCUCCCGGCCGGCGCCA